ACAAGAAUGGGUCAACUGUGUGGACGAUGCAUGCAGCUGCUGCAGGACUUCGUGGCCUUUGUUCAGAGGAUGUCCUCCAGCUUGGUGCACGGCAUCAAGGAAUGCUUAACUCUGAUAAGCAAAUGCUCCUGCUUAAAACAAAACAGCUCGAAAGCCAGACAGCUGUACAAGCCCAUCCUGCAGCCUCAUGAGAGGGUGACAGCACAGGAGUUUCUGCAGCUUAUUGAAACAGGUUUUGAAAUGUCACCACUUGGAAAGGACCCUCUGGAAGCCUUGAGGACCUUAGCCUUUUCAGAAAACCCAGGUUUACAGCAGUCUGCUGCCCUCUAUUACUUGCAUAUGAGUCAGCACAUGAAUGUCCCCCUGCCUGUGGAACAUCUGGAACCCUUCUAUGCCUUACUACGAUCUGCUGACCUGGAGGUGCAACAGAUGUCUUCCUUGUCCCUUGUCAACUUCUUGCUGGAAGGAAAUAUUGACAAGGAAUUAGUUGUCCAAAUGGGUUUACUUGAGCCAAUUCUGGAUCUACUUGAGUCAGAGGAUCCCACUGUCCAGUGUAAUUCCUGUGCCUGCACCAUGACUUUGGCUGUUUCAGAGUCCAACCAAGAGGCUAUUGGCGCUGCUCGAGGAGUUACACCCCUACUGUCUCUUGCCAAUUCCAAUGAUCCUAGAGUCCAACAAAAUGCAGUUGGUGCUAUUCUCAAUCUCACACGCUCAGAGAAAAUCCAACAGGUCCUAUGCAAGGAAGGAGCCCUACCAGUUCUUGCCUUGCUGCUGGAAUCUCCUGACUCAGAAGUGCAGUAUUACAGCUGUGCUGCCCUAAGUAACGUGGCAGCCAACGUUCAGCACCAUGAAGCCAUGCUGAGACCCGGCAACAGAUUCCUGCUACGGACACUCAUCUCUCUGCUAUCCUCUUCUGUCGACAAGGUUUCAAGCCAGGCAUGUGUUUGCCUAAGAAAUUUGGCUACCAGUGCGGACAUCCAGGCCGACAUGGUUGCUGAGGACAUCCUGCCCAAGCUGUGCUCUCUCCUGGUAUCUGGCAGCAAGGACGUGCGUCACGCCUCCAUCGCCCUGCUCUGGAUACUGUCCCAGCACCCGCACAACCAGGACGCUCUGGCAUGUGCCGAGCUACUACAGAGCCUGGGGAUGCUACUGUCAGUGCAUAAAAGAGACCCUGUGAUCGUUGGCCAUGCUGCUUGUAUCAUCAAAAACCUGAGCCUUUCCAAAAACAGACAGAGAGUCAUUGAGAGCCCAUGUGUUGAAGGUCUCCUCCAGACCAUGCUUUCUACCGACACUCAAGAAGACUCUCUUCAUUAUGUGACAUCUUGCCUCGCUGAGCUAGCAAAGCAAGAAGGAGCCAUGUUACGCAUGGUCCAAUGGAUGAAUGAACCCUUGACAAAGUGCUUGGUGAGACUGGCUGGCCAACGGGAACAUACUGAGCCAUCCUUUCAAGCUGCCUCCAUCAUCCAGCACAUGAUAGGUCACGAAAAAAUGAUGCUUUUGUUGAAGCGUCACAUCGGAGAGAUUCAGGCCUACCUCAAGAAUUUUCUUACCCACCAAGAGAUCCGCUUUCAGCAGCUGGGCAUCUCUGCCUUCUGCAGACUGCGAGAAGAUCCAGAAUUUUCAUUAGCAUUCAGAAAAAGCCAAAUGGCCAAACUCCUUGAGCAAGUCCGUCAACAAACAGAAGAAACUCAAGAGCUCCUUAGGGCAGCUAUUUGCCACGAAGACAGUUAAUAUUUAAGCCGCAUGGCUUAUGAAAACUUACCAGA
Messenger RNA from Gymnogyps californianus (California condor), 1766 nucleotides. RefSeq lists its product as uncharacterized. Gene Ontology annotation, biological process: nucleus-vacuole junction assembly. Bases 7 to 1731 code for a protein of 574 amino acids. NCBI's taxonomy places the organism in Eukaryota, Metazoa, Chordata, Aves, Accipitriformes, Cathartidae. The transcript is spliced from 14 exons. The record is from RefSeq and is a predicted model, not a curated record. Gene Ontology annotation, molecular function: protein-membrane adaptor activity; protein binding.